Molecule: messenger RNA, 465 nt
Organism: Protopolystoma xenopodis
Lineage: Eukaryota; Metazoa; Platyhelminthes; Monogenea; Polystomatidea; Polystomatidae
Source: the annotation of a GenBank genome assembly
AUGGAUUCAGACUAUGCCUUUAUUUCUGCUAGCUCUGACAAAACUGUUCAGAUAUGGCGAAUUUCUGCCAAUUCGGUGGACAUGGCAGCUGACGAACUCGAUAAGGGUAAUUGGCUCGGCUGGAGUCGAUAUUGGCCUGGCCCCAGGAACGCAGGAGUUGGAAAUGAGGCUGGAAUUGAAGUUGGGAUUAUGGGCACACGGAUUCAGCGUGGCCUCUCAGAAUCAGCAAUAGCAGCUGGUGGGAGUGGGACCUCUGCUAUUACUACCGAUGGCCUGUACACAUCUGGUACUGCCUCGUCGAUAUCUAUUCAGUCCGUUGAUAGUUUAUCAGCUCAAUUCGUCUUCCGUGAACACAAAAAACCGGUUUUCGCUGCAUACCUUUUUGAUCAUCGUCAUGUGGCCUCCCUGGAUGGCAGUCUCAUAGUCUGGGAUCCAAAUACAGGGCAAAAGGUGAGCGUCUCAUAA